AACAGAGGGAUUUGGGAUUUGGGAGUGCAUGUUCCUUAAAAUUGGCGUCACAAGUAGAUAGGGUGGUCAAAACGCCAUUUGGCAUGUUGGCCUUUAUCUGUCUUUAUUGAGUUUAGAAGUUGGGAGGUCAUGUUGCAGUUAUAUAAGAUGUUGGUGAGGCCACAUUUAGUGUAUUGUGUUCAGUUUUGGGCACCAUAUUAUAGGAAUGAUGUUGCAAAGGGUGCAGAGAAGAUUUACGAGGAUGUUGCCAGUACUUGAGGGCCUGAGCUAUAGGGAGAGGUUGAGCAGGCUAGAACUCUUCCUUGGAGCACAGGAAGAUGAGGGGUGAUCUUAUAUAGGUGUAAACCAUGGGACAUGCAACAUCUCUGAAGAGAAGUCUGAAGAAGGGUCUCGACCCGAAACAUCACCCAUUCCUUCUCUUACCCCUGCUUCUUAUUUAUGAAUAAGGAGUAAGCCAUUUAGAACGGAGAUGAGGAAAUACUUUUUCACACAGAGAGUUGUGAGUCUGUGGAAUUCUCAGCCUCAGAGGGCGAUGGAGGGCGGUGGAGGCCGGUUCUCUGGAUACUUUCAAGAGAGAGCUAGAUAGGGCUCUUGAAGAUAGAGGAGUCAGGGGAUAUGGGGAGAAGGCAGGAACGGGGUACUGAUUGUGGAUGAUCAGCCAUGAUCACAUUGAAUGGCAGUAAUGGUUUGAAGGGCCGAAUGGCCUACUCCUGCACCUAUUGUCUAUUGUCUCCAGAGAUGCUGCCUGUCCCGCUGAGUUACUCCAACAUUUUGUGUCUACCUUCGAUUUAAACCAGGAUCUGCAGUUCUUUCCUACAAUAUAUAUUAGUUUACACCGAAGAUAGUUACUACUCAGCGAGACAGGCAACAUCUCUGGGUGGAAGGAAUGGGUCGAGACUAUGUUGCGUUGCUUGGAUUUAGUUAAUUGGUCUUGGAUUGAAGGUUGAAGUUCGGCAGGCGCUAGGACCCAGCGGCGCACCGAGUGCGGCGUCUAUAGACUGACUGCUCAAGCCGUCGCUGAAUCCGCAGCGUGUGCACAUGGACUCGGCGCCGGGACGGAGAGGCAGCUUCAGCACCACGGUCAGCGCCCGCAUCCUCGCAACGCCAGCUACUCGCCUCAGCCCAACGACUCUACAUUCAACCUGUGCCUUCCGCCACCUUCUCUUCACACCAUUGCAUUAACUGCAACGCCAAAGGAGGAGAGGUGGAGCGAGACGAAAUAUUACAAAAAUGCUGAUUGCAUUACUCCGAGGAUAGAACCACCACUGUUACAUUCAACCCCAAUGAAAUCCAGAUGUGCCAUCGACUGCAAAAGAUAAAUGCCUCGUGUUGAUGCGCCGGUUGCAUGCUAAAAUAGUUGGUUAUUUACAAUAACCGAGAAGUAGAUCUACGAGAAAUUGCUGGAUCAGACUGCAAGUGGAUUAAAAGAUUCCAUGGAUGCAAAUGGUGUGAAACUAAUGUCUACAUGGUAAUAUAAGCAAGAAGAUUAAUGGGUUGGAUCGGAGAGGCCAUAUUACGUCUUUUCAAGUCGUGACUAAUGGAUAAUAAAAACUAACGCACAUCAUAAUUUGGAGGUAAUUAAGCCACUUCGAAACUAGCUGAUCAGAAAUAUGCCAGUUUCCUAAUGGGUUGAGGUUGAUGGCUAGCCAAGACUUCCAUGGUUAGAAAGAAACAGAAUCUGCCAACCACUAAGCACACACUACUAUCCCCAAGGAGAAUGGAUGAUGGACUAGGAAGAACGGCUUUAGGAUUUCCAUCCUUCCAUCACAUUACCUAUCCAUGGCUGCUCCAGUUUCUGUGGAAUGGGAAUGGAAUACUUCCACUCCAGAACGACAGCAAAGAAUUUCUCCUACGUCGAUGUUCUACAAUAAUAGUCUGGCGUCUACAGACAGGGAUCUUGUUUCACAAUCUAUUGGCCUCUUCUUGAUGCUACUUGUUGACUUAGUUGGGAUCAUUGGAAAUGUUGCCGUGAUGCUUGUAAUUAUCAAGACUCCAUUAUUCAAAAAAUUUGUCUUUGUUUUCCAUCUAUGUUUAGUGGACCUGACAGCUGUCUUAAUCCUAAUGCCGUUAGGGAUGGUAUCCAGCUCUGCUCUGUUUGAUGACAUAGAGUUCAGUGACACCUUGUGUCAGAUAUAUCUAUUCCUAAGCAUGUUAUUCAUUAGUGCAUCUAUAUUAUCUAUCCUGGCCAUUAAUGUCGAACGAUACUACUAUAUAGUACAUCCGAUGAGAUAUGAAGUAAGAAUGACACUAAAGCUGGUGAUGUCUGUCAUUAUAUGCGUGUGGAUCAAAGCCAUCUUAAUGUCAAUAAUUUCAAUUUUGGGCUGGAAUUCCCAAGGCCGUGUGAACAAUCAGUGUUCCUUGCAAUGGGAUGGAGAGAUGUACAGAAAGGUCUUCAUAUCUUUCUUUGGCCUGUUUUAUUUUUUGUUCCCGGUCUUAAUUAUUCUGAUAGUCUACUGCAACAUGUUCAAGGUGGCCAGGGUGGCAGCAAUGCAACACAGACCAUUGCCCACAUGGAUGGAUACACCACGGCAGAGGUCAGAGUCACUCAGCAGUAGGUCCACCAUGGUCACCAGCUCUGGAGCACCAAGAGGAUCUCCACAAAGGACAUUUGGAGGGGGAAAGGCAGCCGGCAUCCUCAUCCUGGUUGGGGGCCAGUUUGUGUUUUGCUGGCUGCCAUUUUUUGCUUUCCACUUGCAUUCUGCUAUGACCCCAAAUUCAAUCAGGCCGAACCUCUGGGAAACAGUUGUUACAUGGGUCGGAUAUACCUCCUUUAGUAUUAAUCCCUUCUUUUACGGAUGCCUCAAUCGACAGAUCCGAGGGGAACUCAGCAAACGCCUCACCUGUUUCUUUAAACAGACGAUGGAAGAGGAUCUCCGGCUACCCAGCCGAGAAGGGUCUAUUGAGGAGAAUUUCAUGCAAUUUCUGCAGAGGACAGGUUGCAACACAGAAACUAGGUCCAGCUACGAUGCUUCCAGUCCAAAGUUAGACCAGUCAGUCCUGGGUUUCAGGAUACCUGGUCAGAUUGCGGAAGAAACAUCAGAAUUCCUUGAACAGCACAUAGCCACUGACUUUACGAUGUCCAAUAGCUGUAUUAGAAUGAGCAGGUCACCGAAACACGAAGCUUAACGUAUGCGAGGAAAGUUAACCAAAUCAUUUAAAGUGAUAUUGCUCAACCUCUCAUGAUUGUUUCCAGAAAUAAUCCGAACCAAUGGGAAGCCAUGUAUUUUACUGUCUUUGUUUUGAUAUUCUUUGUCUUAUUUGAUUGAGAUUUCAAAUUUCAUUUCAAUUUCUAAUUCUUGCCAACAGGGAUAAAAAAAAACUAUCACAUUUGAAUAGGUUUUCUAUAAUAUGCCUCAGACUCAUUGUAAAAAUAUGUUGAUACAAGAAAAUGCAAAUGCUGGUUUACAAAAAAAGACACCAAGUGCUGGAGUAACUCAGCGGGUGAGGCAGUAACCCUGGAUGGAGAGCAUGGAUAGGCGACGUUUCGGGUGAGGACCCUUCUCCAGACAUCAGUAGCUUUCCUCAUUCUCUGCAAAUGUUGAGAUUGAUUCUGCAUUAAGUUGGCUGCUGAUAAUGUAAUCUAUCCCUCAGUGAAGAGAAGGGGCAAUUUCAGACUGCAGAGUUAGUACAACUUGCAUUGUUACAAAGCCUUUAAUGUAAUAAAACACCCCUGAGCACUUUGCAGUUUUUCAAACGAACAGGCCACAUUAACAUCAAGCCACACACAUAUAUUGAAAUAGGUGACAAAAGCUUGGCCAAAAAGGUCUGUUCUAAGGAGCAUCUUUAAGGAGGCAAGGAAGGGAAGUAAAAGAGGGAAUUGCAAAUCUCAGAGCAAAUGAUGACGUGUUAAUGUCCAGGAUGCAUAGAAACCUCACGUUGGGGAAUUGCAAAGGGUUGCAGAAGGUUAAAGGACAAAGAACAGGCAAGGCAUGAUAAAAUUUGAGUGAAAGAUUAAGAAUGUUAAAAUAGAGGCAUUGUUAGAUUGGGGGAUAUUGUUGGUCAGUAAGCACGUGGGUGAGUUCCAGGACAGGCAGCACUUUGUAAGUGUUCAAGCUUGUAAUGUGUGAAAUAUGAAAAGCUGGAAUGAUUGCUCUUUUUGCAUUCACUCUUCUCCACAUAUUACAAUUUGCAGCAAACUUAAAAGGAAUAUCCACACCUUUCAGAGUGCAACACCUCUCCUUUGUAUCAAUCUCCUUUGGAAACUAGUUAAAUUGAAAGAUCUGGGUGAAAAGACGGAGGUCUGCUGUUUGAUGUGCUGCAAGGGGAUUUGUAAAUGGUCAACGAUAAAACAAAGAACAAAUGGUUAAAUGAUUUCAAACUUUUUUUUGGAGUCUCCUAUUUGCAGCAGAAGAACUGAAGAAAUCCACAGAUCUCCGAGAACUGAAAAUGAAACAGUCGGAGCAAGACCUACACCACAUUGUGGGUCUCAGAAAUUGGACUCCAAUCGUCUGCUUCAAGUUCAUGCUUGCUCAGCCUGAGGUUUAGAAAUUAAGGUUUAAUCAUGUUUGAAGAAAUCCAGGAUAAGAUGAUGUUGUUAUUUAUUCCGAAAUAAUAGACCAUGGUGAUACAACGUUAUGGUGUUGUUUUCUUAUUGCUGACGAUAUUUAAUAAGAGCCUUGUAUGAAAGUGAACUUUCUCUGUAUCAAAGACAAUAUUGGACAAUGAAUAAUUUUCUUGAUGAAAGUAUUCAGCGGCUUUUGAUGACUUGAUGUUGUUGUUUGUGUGACAGCUGUACUUUCCAGCACAUGACAUCGCCUACCAGAUCCUUCUGCCAAGGUCCAGAAAAUCAACAACUCCCAUCUCCCCAGUGCCAUUUUCUCCAACUGAGGUGAAAAACAACAUUUCCCAGCUGAAUCAGCUGAUCUCAGGGGUACAGCAUUAAAAUAGCUACAGUUUCUUAAAGUGGCCCUGGGUAGGAGAGACGCAAAAUGAGCCAGGGUAUUUAGUCCGAAGUGGUAUUCGAUAUCCACCAGCACCAUCUCCGAUUAUUCCACGACCUACAGCUACCACAAACACCCCACCCUACGCUACCAGCUCCUGCCUUCUAUCUAUGUGUGUGUGUGUGUGUGUGUGGCCACACCAGGGGAGGACAGGAUAGAUUCGAUUGUGCAGCCCUCUUGCCACUUUUCAGUUAGCGGACUGGAUCUUGGGUGAAACAUUCGUCAUACAAUUGCAAUGUGCUCCGUUACUGAAAAUUAGGUCAUUGAGCAAUAUUGCACAUAUUUCUGGCUGCCUCAUAGCAAUUUGUGAUAACCUGCCUCAAGUGAAUGGAUCUCAGAUCUCAUGUUAAUUGUCAUAUACACGGUUGCAAUGAAAUUCCUUGUCCAUUUGUAAACAGUAUAUGUAGACCAAGGGUAGAUACCACAACAAAUACACCAGUUAGUGUAAAAUCAGCAGAAGGGUUCAAGAUCGUAGUGCACUAUAACAAUAUGAAGGAUCUUCUAAAGGAAACACAUUCAGGAACUCAGGAGCCUCUCCAGAUACCCCUGAGAGCAUUCACCCACUUCAUGCUGUGUCCAUUCAUUCAGUGUGUGCAUUCCCCUGUAACUUGGCAAAUCUUGCUUGUAUUGUAAAAUGUACAGGAUAAGGCCCCUCGGCCCAUCUCAACCCAUGCCGGCCAUGAUGCCCCAUAUAAACUAGUUCAAUUUGACCACAUUUGGUGCAUAUCCCUCUAAACCUUUCCUAUAUAUGUAUCUGUCCAAGUUCGCUCGUGUGUCAGGCGACGUGUAGCUCGCUGUCGGCUUCUGUCGUCGUCCAACAUGUUGAGAGAAUUGGUCGCCCGGCGCGUCACGGAGUGCAUCGUGUCGACGUUCCGGGGAUUGCCACGAGGAGACUUCUGUCAUGAUCCCCUCUGUCCAAGUGUCUUUUAAAUACUGUUACAAUACCUACUUCAACUACCUCCUCCAGCAGCUUCUUCCAUAUACCCACCACCCUUUUAAGAACUACAGUAGAUACAAAAAAUGACAGCUCAUUCACGUCAUGCUGAAAAUUGUGCAAAAUUGCCCUUUAUCAGGGAACACUGCCUGAAGAAUGAUCAGGUGAGUUUCAGUGCAGCAGGAAACCUUGACAAUGUUAUUUCCAUCAAAUUUGUAACUGACCAUCUUACUAUUUAUUUAACUUCCACAAAGAGCAUUCAGGUGACCUACAAUGUUACUUAACCGUCAAACAAACUAUAAUAGCGGGGACAUUUGUAGGCUCAACAUUCAUUGCUUCAAUUGUAGGAUGAUGGGAACUUGAAGGAGCUUUCUUCCCAUCAAAUAUUUCUAAUGGUACAUAGAAACAUAGAAAAUAGGUGCAGGAGUAGGUCAUUCGGCCCUUCGAGCCAGCACCGCCAUUCAAUAUGAUCAUGACCGAUCAUCCAAAAUCAGUACCCCGUUCCUGCUUUCUCCCCAUAUCUCUUGAUUCCUUUAGCCCUAAGAGCUAUAUCUAACACUCUCGCCAAACAUGACGGCUCUGUGUGUUCCAGAUUUGUUUCCAUUGGCCUCCACCUAGCAAUAAGUUGCCAACCUCAGGUCUACUGUUUUCAAUUGAGCCCCUGUUCAAUUGAGUUUUUUCUCUUCAAGCAUGUGUCAUAUUUUAUUUUGAGAAGUUGAUUUAAUCUGCUUCCACUACCCUUUCAGGCAAUGCAUUUCAGAUCACAGCAACUCACUGUGCACUGCUGGCUUUCAACAACCACCUACAAUCAGUCUUCCCUGCUUACUAAUGUCACUGGCAACAGUUUUUCUUUAUUUUUUUCUCUUUGUGAUUUUUGAGCACCUCCGGGUUAACCUUCUCUGCCCUAAGAUUCCCUGGUGCUGAUGUUACCCCUGGAUGUAUAUAUGGGCUGGCAGUUUUAAGAAUGGGCACUUGGAUUAGUUCAGGAUGAAGCUGUUACGGGGAACACUCAGCAUAUGUAGCCAAAAUGAUUCAAAACGGACACCUGCCUCACUAUUAGCCUGCAUCCCCCUCCUCACUAAUCAAAUGGCAUCUUACCAAUAGAGAGGGAUUUUAGUUUAAUGUAGUUUAGAGAUACAGCACGGAAACAGGCUCUUCAGCCUACUGAAUCCGCAACAACCAGUGAUCCUCGCACAUGGAGACCACCCCACACACACACACACUAGGGACAGUUUUACAUUUACACCAAGCAAUUAACCGACAAACCUGUAUGCCUUUGGAGUGUGGGAGGAAACCGAAGAUCUCAGAGAACACCCACACAGGUCAGGUGGGGGAACGUACAAACUAUGUACAGACAGCACCCGUAGUCAGGAUCGAACCCUGGUCUCUGGCUCUGUAAGGCAGUAGCUCUACCCCUACGUCACAGUGCCGCCCAUAUUAAAGGGAUCUUGUAUCUGUCAAAUCUGGGUCACGCAACAGUCACCCACACUGAGCCACAUUCUACAGUUUUACAUACAUUUUUCCAUUUUUACUAACAAUUUAGAUCCAAAAUCAGACCUUGCAACAUGAUUUCUUUGUCCAUUCGGAGAAGGAUUCUGAUCUCUCUGCAAACCCCAGCGAGAUGGAUUUUUUGAAGAUGUUACACGGGAAAUUGAUGAGGGUAACGCAGUGGAUGUUGUGUAUAUGGACUUCAGUAAGGCCUUUGACAAGAUUCCUCAUGCAAGGUUGGUUAAGAAGGUUCAAUGGUUGGGUAUUAAUGGUGGAGUAGCAAGAUGGAUUCAACAGUGGCUGAAUGGGAGAUGCCAGAGAGUAAUGGUGGAUGGUUGUUUGUCAGGUUGGAGGCCAGUGACGAGUGGGGUGCCACAGGGAUCUGUGUUGGGUCCACUGUUGUUUGUCAUGUACAUCAAUGAUCUGGAUGAUGGUGUGGUAAAUUGGAUUAGUAAGUAUGCAGAUGAUACUAAGAUAGGUGGGGUUGCGGGUAAUGAAGUAGAGUUUCAAAGUCUACAGAGAGAUUUAUGCCAGUUGGAAGAGUGGGCUGAAAGAUGGCAGAUGGAGUUUAAUGCUGAUAAGUGUGAGGUGCUACAUCUUGGCAGGACAAAUCAAAAUAGGACGUACAUGGUAAAUGGUAGGGAAUUGAAGAGUGUAGGUGAACAGAGGGAUCUGGGAAUAACUGUGCACAGUUCCCUGAAAGUGGAAUCUCAUGUAGAUAGGGUGGUAAAGAAAGCUUUUGGUGUGCUGGCCUUUAUAAAUCAGAGCAUUGAGUAUAGAAGUUGGGAUGUAAUGUUAAAAUUGUACAAGGCAUUGGUGAGGCCAAUUCUGGAGUAUGGUGUACAAUUUUGGUUGCCUAAUUAUAGGAAGGAUGUCAACAAAAUAGAGAGAGUACAGAGGAGAUUUACUAGAAUGUUGCCUGGGUUUCAGCAACUAAGUUACAGAGAAAGGUUGAACAAGUUAGGGCUUUAUUCUUUGGAGCGCAGAAGGUUAAGGGGGGACUUGAUAGAGGUUUUUUAAAUGAUGAGAGGGAUAGACAGAGUUGACGUGGAAAAGCUUUUCCCACUGAGAGUAGGGAAGAUUCAAACAAGGGGACAUGACAUGAGAAUUAAGGGACUGAAGUUUAGGGGUAACAUGAGGGGGAACUUCUUUACUCAGAGAGUGGUAGCUGUGUGGAAUGAGCUUCCAGUGAAGGUGGUGGAGGCAGGUUCGUUUUUAUCAUUUAAAAAUAAAUUGCAUAGUUAUAUGGAUGGGAAGGGAAUGGAGGGUUAUGGUCUGAGCGCAGGCAUAUGGGACUAGGGGAGAUUAUGUGUUCGGCACGGACUAGAAGGGUCGAGAUGGCCUGUUUCCGUGCUGUAAUUGUUAUAUGGUUAUAUGGUUAUGGUGUCAGACAUUUUAUUACAUGUUGGUUUCUGGGAAUGUGGUUUCACACGGCACACACCUCUAGCUUGCUGCUUGUAGGAUCAUUGUUGCAUUUUUUCUUUUGUGUUUCAAUUAACUGAAUUCAUUAUCGAUCCUGAUAACGAGUUGCAUUCACUCAAAUUGAUUUUCCCUCUGACAAUCCCUGCUAGUCCUUCAUUUAUUUUCCUUUUUCUUGAUUACUUUUCUUUCUCAUUCUCGCCUGCACUUCUAUUAAUUGAUGCAUCCAAUUACAAGGUGAAGGCAUUAUGCCGCAUUUGUAACUCGUGGCCUUCAAAUAGCCAGGAGGACGAGGAUGGAAAGAGGACAUCAGAACAUCCUCCCAAUGUCUCAUUGAUGUCUUACCUAAUAUUUGAAAAUGGGAUGACAGCCCACUGAACUGGGUCCUUAUCCUGCAAUAAAUGGUUUCUGACAUUCCCAACUAUCCCCCAACUAUUCCCAACUUCCGAAGAUAGACACAAAAUGCUGGAGUAACUCAGCGGGUCAGGCAGCAUCUCUGGAGAUAUAUGUGACUUUUCGGGUCCCUUAUCUGACACCCUUCUUCAGAUUUUGGGAUUUAUUGCACCUAAUUUGACCCUCCAUACAAAUGGAAUCAUCUUCCCUUUACUACCUGCGAUAUGAUCCACCUCACUCUUCCUAAUUCCAGAUGAAAGCAUCCCAAUUGCUAGCAUUCAUGAGGUCAUAAGGACAUAAGUGAUAGAAGCAGAAUUAGGCCAUUCUGCCCAUCGUCUACUCCGCCAUUUAAUCAUCGCUGAUUUAUCUUUCCCUCCUAACAUAGAAACAUAGACAAUAGGUGCAGGAGGAAGCCAUUUGGCCCUUUGACCCAGCACCGCCAUUCAUUGUGAUCAUGGCUCAUCGUCCCCAAUCAAUAACCCAUGCCUGCCUUCUCCCCAUAUCCCUUGAUUCCACUAGCCCCCUAGAGCUCUAUCUAACUCUCUCUUAAACCAUCCAGUGACUUGGCCUCCACUGCCCUCCGUGGCAGGGAAUUCUACAAAUUCACAACUCUCUGGGUGAAAAGUUUUUUCUCACCUCAGUCUUAAAUGGCUUCCCCUUUAUUCUAAGACUGUGGCCCCUGGUUCUGGAUUCGCCCAACAUUGGGAACAUUUAUCCUGCAUCUACUUGUCCAAUCCUUUUAUAAUUUCUAUAAGAAUCCCCCCUCAUCCUUCUAAACUUUAGUGAAUACCAGCCUAGUCUUUUCAAUCUUUCCUCAUAUGACAGUCCCGCCAUCCCAGGGAUCAAUCGCGUGAACCUACGCUGUACUGCUUCAAUCACAAGGAUAUUCUUCCUCAAAUUAGGAGAUCAAAACCGUACACAAUACUCCAGAUGUGGUCUCACCAGAGCCCUAUACAACCCCAUUCUCCUGCCUUCACCCCAUAACCCCUUGGUUUCAAGUUUAUUUAUGUGACUCUAGGGUGAAAGAGUCAAGGUACAUUGCAUCUUUAUCAUCUUUACAAGCUUUACCAAAGCAUUUUCACCACAUGGGCUGCAGCAGUUCAGUAUCUUUGUCAGAGAGGAGCACAUCCCUAGAAUUAAUUUUAAGGGACCACAGUACCACGGAGGAAAAGCAAAAAAAUAGUGAAUACAGCCACAAGGAAGUGCAGAUGCUGGUGUACAAAUAAAACCCACAAAGUGCUGGAACAAUUCAGCAUGUCAGGCAGCUUCUCUAGAGAACAUGGAUAGGUGACGUUUACAGGUUUACACGUUUCCUUUAUUGUCAUUCAGACCGAAGUCUGAACGAAAUUUCAUGCCUGCAGUCAUACAUACAUACAAUUU
Leucoraja erinaceus (little skate) is the source of this 10554-nucleotide messenger RNA. RefSeq names its product G protein-coupled receptor 61 (gene gpr61). Gene Ontology annotation, cellular component: signaling receptor complex; plasma membrane; endosome. NCBI's taxonomy places the organism in Eukaryota, Metazoa, Chordata, Chondrichthyes, Rajiformes, Rajidae. The record is from RefSeq and is a predicted model, not a curated record. Gene Ontology annotation, molecular function: G protein-coupled receptor activity. The transcript is spliced from 2 exons. Gene Ontology annotation, biological process: G protein-coupled receptor signaling pathway. The coding region runs from base 1780 to 3126 and encodes 448 amino acids.